CAGAUUUCGUAUCUAAUUUUAGACAAGCAGCAAUUUCCGGUCCAUGUGGAGAGAAGUUUGAAAGGAAUAUCUCGUCGAUAAAAUGGUGGUAUUUACCUGUAAUGCCUGCGGGGAUUCACUGAAGAAGAACCAGGUUGAGAGUCACUAUCUGGGAAAGUGUCGUCGUUGUGAGGUUGUGUCAUGUGUCGACUGUGGAAAGGAUUUCUGGGGUAAUGACUACCAGAAUCACACCAAGUGUAUCAGCGAGGAGGAGAAAUACUCGGGUAAAAACUACAAACCUAAAGCCAACGCCAAUAAAGGGGACGCAAAACAGGAACUGUGGCUACAGCAAGUUCAGGAUGCCAUAGACAAAUGUUAUGCUAAUGCCCAGCUGAAAGGCUUACUGGAGAGGAUGAAGGAUUACCCAAACAUUCCCAGGAAACGAGCCAAGUUUGAGAAUUUUGUUGGUAAUAGUUUAAACACCAGGAACACAAACCUGAUAAACCAGGCAUGGGAUUUGUUAAUGGAAAAUACAUCACAGAAUAAACAACCAGACAAGAAACCUCCUGAAAAUGGUCACACAAACGGAAUGAGCCAAUCAACGAUGAAGAUUUCCAACGAAAUUACUGAACCACAGAUGGAGGAGAAAGGUAAUGAGGAAAGGAAAUUAAGUAAAAGAGAAAGGAAGGAAGAGAGAAGUAAAAAAAAUAACAAAAAGGAGAAAAAAGACAAAAGUGAAUCUAGUGAAAGUGUAGACUGUGAAAAAAGUAAAAAGAAAAAAAGCAAGAAAAGAAAGAGGGAUGAAGAGGAGGAAGAUGAGGAUUGUGAUGAAACAGAGAAGCCUAUGAAGAUUAAAAAGAAGAAAAAGAGAGAUAAAGAAAAUGCUGAUGAUUCUAUACCUGCUAACACAAAUAUUGAGGAGGACGAGGAGAUUGAAGAAGAAAGCCCAGCUAAGAGAGGAGUCAAAUUUGAUUGGGUGGAUGUGAUCACUACAGUUUUACAGAGUAAAGGCGAGAUGGCCUUGAAAAAACUCCGUAAAAAGGUGUUAGCUGAGUAUUUAUCACAAGGAAGGAGGGCCAUGGCAGAGGAAAAGCUUGGAGCCAAAUUCACCAAGAAGGUCACCAAGAACCCUACGUUUAUUGUACAUAAAGAACGAGUGAAAAUACGGAACAGAAAAUAGUUUUACAAUAUAUUGACUUAAUAUGAAAAACUAUGUGACAACAGACUCAUUUAAAAAAAAAAGUUUUAUUUUUAAAUUUACCUAAUUUGGUGUUACUAUUUUAGUAUACUGCCAUGUUUGUUAACAACUGGUGACAGAAGAUAUAUUUUAUAAUAUUAACUUGUUUCAAUUAAUGUAUAAUGGAAAUACCAGUGUAAUAUAACUGUGUAUGGAAUAGAAUAAUUUUCAGUCAAAUGAAACGCCCUUACGGACCUGCAAAAUGUGUCUUAUAAGACAGGGUGACUUUAUAGACAGGUGAUCACAGACUGUUGUGAGACAGAAAUAAAAUAUAUUUAGUUUCAUCAGUUUGUUAAGAAAAAAGUCUGACCAAAUCUUUUCACCAAAAUUCUGGAGGAAGAGUAUUUCUUGUGACCAUAUUCAUCAACAUUAUAUAUAAAAGAAAAGAAAAAUAUUACUGCAGUUCAAACAUUUAAAAAUUAAUUUUAGGGACUAGAAUAUAAUUCAUAGUUUAAUUAUAAAUCAAUAAAGCAUUAUAAUACAAA
Molecule: messenger RNA, 1701 nt
Organism: Pecten maximus
Lineage: Eukaryota; Metazoa; Mollusca; Bivalvia; Pectinida; Pectinidae
Product: cell growth-regulating nucleolar protein-like
Exons: 8
Coding region: 83-1159 (358 amino acids)
Biological process (GO): negative regulation of transcription by RNA polymerase II; rRNA processing
Cellular component (GO): nucleolus
Molecular function (GO): DNA binding
Source: RefSeq, a predicted model, not a curated record